AUGUCGUGUCUCAUUGCGAUUCUGUUUUACACAGGAUUGAAUUCGGGCUUACACAAUCGUCUGGUACUUGUUCAUGACAAUUAUUCCGAGGCUUUCCGUAUGACGUACUUUUUAAACUUCGAUCAAAAAUUCCCCGAACUUGAAGAGAGAACACCGAUAUUUAAAACACCAACCACAUAUGGCGAAGCAGGUACCUAUUUUGCUGCGUAUUGUUCUUUGGAGGAAAGUGAGUCCUCAAUUUUUUUUGAUGUUUCUAGGCAAUUGAUAAAGGAGAUUGGAGACCUCCGUAUCCCAAACAAAAAUAAUAUCGAAAAAGAAAAUCUCUGCUUGAAACAGAUCGAAUCAGAAUUCAAAGCCAAGAAAGAUCUAUGGAUUGUGAAUAAAAAAGUUUCUGUCAAAAAUUCGGAACAGAACAUAUGUGAUGAGAGAGUUGUUGUCAGACUGGCUUUCAAACGGCAAAUAUCUUUGAUCCGUGGGUUCCAUUUUCGAAAUCCUUUGGUUGAUUGGAACAGACCUCUAGUCAGAAUUAAUAAUCCAAUCGAAAUAAAGGAUUACGUCGAAGGUGGACAAUUUAUCAGGGUUGGAAAAUAUGAUGGUAAAACUUAUGCACUAGCAUGGUUUCAAGAUGAUCUACACUUGUUUGUUUGGCUUCCAAUGAAAAGGUCUUGGAAAUGGAAUACCCUUGUGAGUAAUGUGGGGUACAAAGGGAGAUUUAUCAUCGAAUUUUUAAAAAAUACAAAUCAACAAAUAAAAAAUGUUAUGGAAAAAAUAGAUGAGGUAUUAAAAGAGUACAAAGAUGAACUUCGAGAUAUUGUCACGAGUUCGCAGUCCAACCCAAGACAACCUAGCCACUAUCGCAAUCAAAAAUUUCAGAGUUUAAUGCUAGAGAUAGAUAUGAGUCCUGCAGUACCUGCAGUUGGACGUCUCUACGAGUGGCUUUAA
This is a messenger RNA of Blumeria graminis f. sp. triticale, 942 nucleotides long. The record is from the annotation of a GenBank genome assembly. Lineage: Eukaryota; Fungi; Ascomycota; Leotiomycetes; Helotiales; Erysiphaceae.